GAACUGCUGACGUGUCUCAACCCUUUUCUCUAUUUAACACAAACUACGGUACAUACAAUCACCCCAGAUCUUGGCCGACUGUAUUCUAUAAAAGGGACUGGUUUAUAUAAACUAUUAAUAGCGGCACUGGAUUCUUGAACUCCACGAAAGGGCUAGAAAUUACCUCCACAUUUUCAUUUUUAUUAAUAUUAACUUCAACGUUACUCAGGGAAACCUCGCUUUAAACAAAAGUUCAGCCCAUCUGCUUGUCACUAUUGGGAGUCAAGCAUCUGGCCCUGAUAAGACUGACUAAAAGCGACAGGAAGCACCUAGUCUCACAGAGGGUCGGAAAAGUUGUGAAGCCAGGCUCAGAACAGCAUAGUUGGGGACUUAGCUGUCUUGUUUGACCUUUUAGUUAGAAGAUGACUGCAGAGCAAAUUCCUGCUGAAACAUAAAUGAUGCUGAGUGACAUCUCUCGGUAGGCAGUCCAGUGGUUGGAAUCCAAGGCACACUGAAGCAUGGACUUAAAAAACAGGCUAGCACCUCAAACAAUGAAGGUAAUGACUAUAGUUUUGUUGUGCCUACUUUUCAAUUUGUGCCUCACUCUUGGUAAGAAACAAACAUGGACACGAGCUAAAGGUCAGAAGAGGAGAUCACGUCCUGAAGGGCGGGAUCGAGUCAGCUCUCUGAAUGCUAUUGCAGCCAGAGAAGCCAAACCCAGCAGCGAUCGUCGUCAUUCUCCUCUAAUAGCUCCCAAUAUCAACGCUGACCAAAGUAUUGUAACGAUGCUCGAUUCGUACAUUGGUGCUGAAAACGUUGAGUCCACCUACAAUGUGCUGCCAGGUAAAGAAGGACACUGCAAAGCAAAUGGCAUGAUCAUGUAUGAUAAAGCAGUCUGGUCUCCAAAGCCUUGUGUGAUCUGCAUGUGCUCAAAUGGAAACGUGGCCUGUGAUGAAAUGUCAUGUGCAACACUGAACUGUUCCAGGACUGCAGUAGCAGCAGGAGAGUGCUGCCCACAUUGUACUUACAUGGAGCCAAAUGAUCCAAGUGAAUCAAUUCUUCCGAGUUCUUUCAGCAAUCACAAUCUGCUCGCAGAACCAGAGGAACAAGUGAGUGGAGAAAAACUGGAAGAGGAGGAAGAACUACACAAAACAUUUGGAGAAUAUAAAAGAAAGAGAAAAGAGAAAAAAACUAAAGAUGAAAAUAGAAAAGAAGUUGAAGAGGUCCUCCAUAGGGAAGAAGAAAUGCUAAGACAAGUGAAAGAAGAACUUCAAAAGAUAUUAAAGGAGGAACAACAACAACAACAUCUAGAGAGGGGAGCUGGUCUGGAGAGGGGAGCUGGUCUGGAGAGGGGAGCUGGUCUGGAGAGGGGAGCUGGUCUGGAGAGGGGAGCUGGUCUGGAGAGGGGAGCUGGUCUGGAGAGGGGAGCUGGUCUGGAGAGGGGAGCUGGUCUGGAGAGGGGAGCUGGUCUGGAGAGGGGAGCUGGUCUGGAGAGGGGAGCUGGUCUGGAGAGGGGAGCUGGUCUGGAGAGGGGAGCUGGUCUGGAGAGGGGAGCUGGUCUGGAGAGGGGAGCUGGUCUGGAGAGGGGAGCUGGUCUGGAGAGGGGAGCUGGUCUGGAGAGGGGAGCUGGUCUGGAGAGGGAAAUAAAGAGUGAGGAAUAUCUUGAAGAAAUAAGGAAUCGUGCAAGAAUUGAAGAGGAUGAAUAUGAAGUGGAUGAAGAAGAGGAAGAUGAAUAUGAAGAAGAGGAAGAUGAGGAAGAGGAGGGCUUUUCUGGAUAUCCAUUAUUUCCUUCUAUAUUAGACAGUGAUUUGUAUGACACUGAUGACGAGAUUGUACCAUUUUCUCUGCCAGUUGGCUGUGAUAUUUCUGAUGUGAUUAUGAACUGCCAUAAUGCUAGGCUGACCCAAAUCCCCCCUCUUCAUAUUCCAGAACUCAAAAGCCUCAACCUUGAAGGAAAUGCAAUCACAACUAUAACAGCAGACGCAUUCAGUGGGAUUCCCAAUCUUGAAUGGAUUGACCUCAGCAGGAAUAAGAUUUUAUCAUCAAACAUACACCCAACUGCAUUCAGAAAAUUGAAAAAAUUAAAGCGCCUGCACAUGGAUGGGAAUUUGCUGCAACAUAUCUCAACUGAACUCCCGCUAACAUUAUUGGAACUAAAAUUGAAUGAGAACCGUCUUGAAUGGUUGGAUGAAGAAAGCUUUCAUGAUCUGAAUAAUUUAGUGACCCUAGAACUAGAAGGAAAUAACAUCAGUGAGAUUAAUGUUGCACCGACAGCCUUCACACCUUGUAAGAAGCUGAUUUACUUACGACUGGGGAGAAAUAGAUUCAGGACUGUACCUCAAGGCCUUCCUCCCUCUCUUCAGGAACUCUAUCUUGAAAAUAAUGAAAUUGAAGAAAUAUCUGAAGCUGUUUUUAAUAAGACCACCAAUUUGAAUAUGAUUGUACUUAGGAAUAAUAAACUGGAUGAAUCCAGGAUAGCACCAUUAGCUUGGAUGAAUCUAGAGAACCUGGAAGCUCUCGACCUGUCCCAUAACAGGAUAGUUCAUGUCCCUUCAUUCCUGCCCCGAGGUCUCAUCCACCUUGUCCUCAUUUACAACCAGAUUGAGCGAAUCCCAGGUUUUGUCUUCGCUCACUUGGAACCAGGAUUAGAAUAUCUGUAUCUCUCCGCCAACAAACUAACCAGCGAUGGCAUUGACCCCACCUCAUUCUUUGGCACUUAUAAUACCCUGAGAGAACUAUUUCUAGAUCACAACAAACUCGUAACCAUUCCUUUUGGACUUGCUGACAUGAAAGCACUUCACUUUCUGCGACUGAAUGACAACUUAAUCAGGACUGUCCCAUUAGAAUCCAUCUGCAAUGAGAAUGAUCAAGAAGACUCAAACAUUGUAGUUCUCCGCCUUGAAAACAAUUACAUUAACAGGAGGAAAAUUCCACCCACGGCUUUUUCCUGCAUUCAAUCAUAUUCCAGUGUGGUCUUGAGACCACAAAAGGUGAAACAUUGACUUAAUCACAAG
Molecule: messenger RNA, 2993 nt
Organism: Callorhinchus milii (elephant shark)
Lineage: Eukaryota; Metazoa; Chordata; Chondrichthyes; Chimaeriformes; Callorhinchidae
Gene: ecm2
Product: extracellular matrix protein 2, female organ and adipocyte specific
Exons: 12
Coding region: 498-2981 (827 amino acids)
Biological process (GO): extracellular matrix organization; positive regulation of cell-substrate adhesion
Cellular component (GO): extracellular matrix
Molecular function (GO): protein binding; heparin binding; collagen V binding
Source: RefSeq, a predicted model, not a curated record